Molecule: messenger RNA, 2559 nt
Organism: Melitaea cinxia (Glanville fritillary)
Lineage: Eukaryota; Metazoa; Arthropoda; Insecta; Lepidoptera; Nymphalidae
Exons: 9
Coding region: 289-2559 (756 amino acids)
Source: RefSeq, a predicted model, not a curated record
AUUUAAUAUAUUUUUAAACUUAAAUGAAAUCGGUUAUUUUUACCCAUAAGUUCAUGGCUUCAAAUGCUGUUGCAUAGUGAUGUCUACCAAUAUGGGAAAUAAAUUUCAAAUAUUCUAAUUGCUCGCUUUGUAAGUUGUCUUUAUAAACACUUAAUUAAGUAAACAUCGAGGUUGUGCUCUUAGCGGUGUAAUUCGAACUGUAAUGAUGGUUAUGUGGACAAUUUCAAAGUCAUUGAACCUAAGUGCGGCGUGCUGACAUUGUGUCUUGUGCAUAGGAAGUAUGUAAACAUGAACGAUAUAGGCAUUAAAAUAGUCGAAUCUCCAAAAGACCGGCUGCUGGGAGCCGAAGUGGCCCCCGCACCGGAUUUGGGAAGCGAUAACGAUGUUGAUCCGCUGUCGAUCGACGAGGAUGUAAAAGAUCCGCUUGUGGUUUCUGGUGAGAAACCUGUGAAGGAGACUUGUGAUGAUAAUGCCAAAGAGGAGUCGAUCAACGAGCCACAGAUCAACAAUAUUGAUAACUUGCAAGCAUCUAACACAGAUAAAGUUUUAGAGAACGUAAAAGAGGAAAGUGUAACAGAAACAAAACAAGAAGAGCAUGCAACACCGAUUGAAUUAAAUCUUGAUACAGUAAAGCAGGAAGAUAAUACUGUAGAUUGUAAUGAAACACCAGAACGGCCAGCAAGUGUAGUGCAAGAGAUAAAAGAGCCAGAGUCUGCCCCCAUUGAAGUGAAAGACAGUCCAAAGGAAGUGAUAGAGAUUGAUAAGGUUGAUGUGGAAAUGACACAUGUUCAGCUGGUCGAAAAAAUUGAAAAAGAUAAUAAGCCCAAUAUACAGGCUCUCAAUGGUGAUAUUUCUAAGGAGGAACCAACAAAGAAAAGACGAGUUAGUGAAGAAGUCGAUACAGAAUCUCCUUUGAAAAAGCUAUGUGCUGAAGUAGAAAAGACUUUUCCUCAACAUGACAUUAUGAUAAAUGACUACAUACACACGGCAACUAAAAACAACAUAGAUGAAAUCCAACGACAUACUGAGCAGUUACUUUCUGAAAUUCAGACAUUAAGAGAACUUGCACAAAAGAAAGAACACGAGUGGAACAACAUUUUACACUUAAAAAAAGUGAAAGAGGAAAUAUUACUAAGGCUUUUGAGGCGAAAACAAGUUUUGUCAUUUGAGAAGAGUGCCGACGUUAACGGAGCAGAGAGAACGGAUCCCUUUGACUAUCUAAACCAAGCUAAGAAUCUAGCUAUUGAUAAAAGUGAUGAGAUAUCUGGCUUAGCUAUCAAGCAACCAGGAUCAGCUAUGAUGAACCCUAUAAUACAGCCUCCGGUAUUACCAGUUACAUCACACUUUAAUCCUAUGUCAGGGUUACCACCUCCAUAUGAUAAGGCAGCUCACAUGCAAUCAAUGCCAAAGCCUGUAUUCCCCCAAGCAAUGAUGAUGCCAGGACCAAUGCCCGGAUUCCCUAGAGAUAUGAAUGGACAGUUGCCGGCUUUUGGCAUGCCAAUGGGCCGUCAAGGUCCGACAAAGGAUGUUAAAUCUAUUAUAGCCGAUUAUAGGCAAAGGAAUCCCGAUAUAACGCCGAGGCGUGGGCGACGAAUGAAGUCGAUGGUAAAUCCCAAUAUGAUGAAUACGCCAAGACCCAUUGCUCCAAAAGUUGAUAAUUUAAAUAGUUUAAGUAACCUGAACAUGUUAUUCAACAAUUUGGAUAUGAAUCAGAAAGCUAUGAUAGAGAGGUUGCAGCAAAUUCAAGCAGGAAACCUACCUAACGGUCUCUCAUUCAAAGAUGUGCUUGUUCAAUUAGCCAACAUGCAACAAAACAAUUUAAUGCCUACAAGACCUGUGGAAACUAUGACGAAUCGGCCGGAGCACCAUAUUAGACCGGAGAGUAGAAGGCGACAGGAACGAAAUGAAGAUCACAUGGCAGCCAAACAGGCAGAGAGGAUGGCUGCCUCGAGUCCAAGGCUACCACCACCCCCACCAUACCCAGAAAUAUCUCUUCUACCUGUCACAUCCAGCCAGGAAAUCGCACAAUCACAGCAAAACUCAUUACUCCAUGGCAUUCUGACUAAGCAGGCGCCCCCCGCCUCUCAGAGUUACUCGCCGACGUUGGCUAAACUGCUUACGUCGCCGGAACGGAAACAGAGCGCUCCGCCGCUGCCAACUUUCGGUCAGGCCAAGAACUGCGGCGAGAUCACGAUUACUCCAGUGCAGCCUUCCCAACAAGAGCCAGCCUCUGAGAAGACUGAAGUCGUACAAUUGGAGGAAGAAGAGAGCGGCGCGUCGGAGGAGUCGCUGGCGUCGGGCGCGUCGGGAGCGUCGGGCGCGUCCGCGGCGUCGGGCUCGGGGCGGCUCGUCAUCGACGAGGGCGCCGGCGACGCGCCCGCGUGCCAGGGCUGCCGCGCGCGCGCCGCGCAGUUCGGCGCCGGCGACGCGCCCGCGUGCCAGGGCUGCCGCGCGCGCGCCGCGCAGUUCGUGUGCGCCGGCUGCGCCAACCAGUGGUACUGCUCGCGCGACUGCCAGGUGGCAGCGUGGGAUGAACACUCAGAAAUGUGUUCUGGUUGA